Messenger RNA from Bombina bombina (fire-bellied toad), 1590 nucleotides. RefSeq lists its product as uncharacterized. Gene Ontology annotation, cellular component: membrane. NCBI's taxonomy places the organism in Eukaryota, Metazoa, Chordata, Amphibia, Anura, Bombinatoridae. The coding region runs from base 222 to 1250 and encodes 342 amino acids. The record is from RefSeq and is a predicted model, not a curated record. The transcript is spliced from 2 exons.
UAGAAAUGUAACUUGAACUAGUCAAAUCAUAUGUUCCUUCCGUUUUGUUUUUUUUCUUUCCUUAAGACCACAGAAUCAUUACAGAGAGGCCCUGUGACUCAGUACACAGAGAAGAAUCAAGUUCCAUAACGUUCUCCAGACGGAGGGUGAGUUGAAUUUUAUCCUCAACAUCUAAAAAACUACUUUAUAAAGGUAAAUAAUUACACCAAAGGAGAUCAAUUAUGGACCAUCACAAUAUGACAUACCUAUAUUACCCAAGUCAAACCAUGGAUUCUUACUCCGACCUAGAGGACAUCAUAGCCUAUCAGAACGUUAUUUCAAGAGCCAUGCACACCUACAUAGGUAUACUGCUCCCUCUUGGUUUGCUGUCUGGUAUAUUUUGUACAAUAAUAAUCAUCAAAAACAAUAUUAGGAGUCACAUUUUUGAAAAUUUGGACUUCUACAUUUUAAAUUUGACAAUAACCGAUAUCACAAUUACUUUGUAUUCAUUUACUGUUAUAACAAGACCAGAUUAUCUGGAAAUAACCAACGUGAGCUGCAGCGUUCUUGCCUCGUUCUUUAACUUAAGCUAUUUUUACUCCCAGUACCUCCUGGUUCUGAUGCUUCCCAUGUUUGUAAUUUUCAGCAAUUCCAUUUCUAAUAUUGUAGUGACCAAGGCAAGGCAAAGUCCUCUGGUGUGUGUAUGUGUAACCUUGGCCGUCUCUCUGCUAUUGUCACUGCUGGCUAUGUCACUGAUGGGCACCUACUGGGAUCCUGACAAUAUAACACACUGCCAAUUUGAUCCACUAAAUUCCAAGCCAGCAUACGACUUUGUGAAGUUCACUGCUGGAUUCUGUAUCCCAUCAAUUGUCAUUGUAUUGUUUCUUGGUUUCCUAAUUGCUCUUUUAAAAAGUGCAGAAGAUACCACAAUAAAGAAGAACGUGAAAGAACAUCUGGUCGUUCUACUUCAUAUUUCCGUGCUUUUUACGUGCCGCCUGUUUUACAAUAUCAUGCUCCUCCGAAGGACACAGCUAAAGCUUCUGGGAGAUUUAAUGUCUCCCGGAGAUGAACUGAUAACCAACAUUGCAGAGUUGGUGAUGUUAAGUGGAAGUUGUAUUAAUUUAAUCUUCACGUUGACUUUACACAGACCAUGUAGGCUGGGAGUAUGGAACUCCCUCCAGUUUAUUAAAAAUAAGUGUUGUGGAACUCGAAACGCUAAUGAAAUUGAAAUGGAAGGACCCAGCAAUGAACCUUUACGACACAACCAUUAACUGCCUCAUAGCAAACAACCUACAUUCAAAUGUGGUGAAAUUAUUUUUUUUAUUGUUGAGAUAGGAACCAAAUGUAUCCAUUAGUGAUAGGCAAAUGUUCUAUUAUUAUAUUUCUAAAGGAAAUAUGUUGACAGCAUACACCUAUUCUAAACAAAUGCUGAAGGUCUGCCAAAUACAUUCCCAUUCAUUGUGCCAAGCCAGUGCUACCUUAAAGAGACAUUCCCAGCCAUAUUAGGAAUCCACACAGAUGCAUUUCUGUUUUAAGUAGAAGCAUUUUUGUUACAUAAACGUAUUAGCAAAAAUGCUUCUAAUAAAAGAUAUAGCUGUUUCAAAACAGAAU